Colletotrichum chrysophilum is the source of this 750-nucleotide messenger RNA. RefSeq lists its product as uncharacterized. The record is from RefSeq and is a predicted model, not a curated record. The transcript has 3 exons. Lineage: Eukaryota; Fungi; Ascomycota; Sordariomycetes; Glomerellales; Glomerellaceae. Bases 1 to 750 code for a protein of 249 amino acids.
AUGGUCAAGGGUGAUAAAUGCCGGGACGUGGCGUCGAGGAACGACAUCAGCUGGACGCAGGUCGUGACCUGGAACCCUGAGCUCGGUCAAGCUUGCGAAUACAUCGACAACUUUGCAUCUAGGGGCUACAUCCUCUGCGCCUCGAAUCCCGGUGGUUCUUGGGUUCACCCGUUCCCCGAGGACGAGGUCGACAUGCCUUCGCCCAAAACAACCGCGAUCCACCCCAAGCCAACCGUGGAGUUUGAGACUUUUGAAGCCAUGCCGAGCCCAACGCGGGCAGAUUUACUUCCUAACUUGGGCGUGCUGAAUCCCCUUGCGAACGGAACACGUAAGGACUGCGCAAACUACGCAGAAGCGCCGAUUGAGCUGAAUGCUACGUUGACGUACGACUGCGAGGACGUUGCUGCGAUCUACGAUGUCAGCUUGGAUGAUCUCAAGGAGUGGAACCCGGAUCUUGCGAUCACCGCUGGCAUUGACAGCGAGUGCGAGCUCCAGGGCGGAUACCGCUACUGCGUGUCGCCCGACGAGCGACGAUGGCCGGAUAUGACCGAGUACUGCGUACGAGAGACCGUUGCUGAGCCCGGCUGGAGUUGCGCGGACUACGCGUUCUGGUUUGGGGUCAAUGUGACGCACCUCAACGAGUGGAAUCCGGAUAUUGGGACAGAAUGCGAGAACUUUCACACAGGUUCCGGAGUCGUCAAGAACUACGACUAUUGCGUUGCCAUUCCCUCUUGGUCGCCGCCGGCGUAA